Messenger RNA from Xenopus laevis (African clawed frog), 972 nucleotides. It is a transcript of the gene or15h4.L, whose product is annotated as olfactory receptor 6M1. Bases 1 to 972 code for a protein of 323 amino acids. Lineage: Eukaryota; Metazoa; Chordata; Amphibia; Anura; Pipidae. The record is from RefSeq and is a predicted model, not a curated record. The transcript is spliced from 2 exons.
AUGAGGAUUUACAUCAGCAUGAAUGAGACAAACUGUCUCCAGAUGAGUGAGAAAAAUAACACUGAUGAGUUUACCUUCAUUGGCUUCUCCAGCCUUCCUCUGAUGAAAUUUUGGUUAACUCCAGCCCUUAUGUUCGCCUAUAGUUUUACCAUCAUAGAAAACAUCUUUCUCAUUACUUUAGUAAGAGUAGAUAAUUCUCUACAGACUCCCAAGUAUUUCUUCCUUGAACAUUUUUCAUUUCUGGAAUGUUGCUAUACUACUGUAAUUAUACCCAAAACACUGUACAAUUUGAUAACAAAUAUGACAACUGUUCGAUUCUCAACCUGUAUAUUACAACUGUAUUUGUUUCUUUCUUUGGGGGCAACUGAGUGUCUGCUUUUAGCAGCUAUGGCUUAUGAUCGUUAUAUUGCCAUUUGUUAUCCUCUUCACUAUUCUGUAAUGAUCAGUCAUCAUAUGUGUCUGUUGCUAGUUUGCUUCUCCUGGCUAGGGGGAUUCCUUGCUGCUGCUGUGCCAGUCAUCCUAAUAUCUCAAAUACAAUUUUGUAGCUUGAGGAUUAAUUACUUCUUCUGCGAUAUCCCACCUAUAAUGCAGCUGUCUUGCUGUAGAAUCAUUUAUAUUGAAUUUACAAUAUCUUUUAUUUCAUCAACAGUUCUGAUGAGUUCUUUCACUGUUAUUCUUAUUUCAUACAUUCAAAUUAUUAUAACUAUAUUUAUUAUUCCUUCAAACAGAGGUUUGCACAAAACUUUUUCAACAUGUGCUUCUCAUCUUGCAGUGGUCUCAAUUUAUUAUGCUUCUGGUGCUUUUAUGUAUGCAAGGCCAAAUGCGCAAGAAACUGUGGAAACAAAUAAACUGGUGGCAUUAUUUUAUGUUGUGAUAACUCCAAUGCUAAACCCCAUAAUCUACAGCUUUAGGAACAGUAAUGUCUUGCAAGCAAUGAGGCAAUUUCUGCAUAUUAAAAAGAUUAUAGUGUGA